Messenger RNA from Castor canadensis (American beaver), 1506 nucleotides. The record is from RefSeq and is a predicted model, not a curated record. NCBI's taxonomy places the organism in Eukaryota, Metazoa, Chordata, Mammalia, Rodentia, Castoridae.
AUGGGAGUGACCUAUGAUAGUGUCAGUGCACUCCAGGGUGUGGCAAAUAUCCAAGCCAUGGUGGCAUACCCUAUAAAUAUUUCUGAGUCUUCCAGCAUGGAGAAGAUGACCAAACCAAAGCGAUUUGCACUUAUGGGUGGGGCUACAGGCCCCAAGAGAUUCACCAGUCCAGGCCACGCUAGUUGUCAUCCCAGUCCUCAUAGAAAUCCACACUCAGCUGUUUUUCCUCAUGUUACCAGAGGUCCAAUAACUUUUAAAUGGAAGGCAACAGCAUUUGGCACCCAAAACAGAGAUCUGAAGCCAUGGAUGAUGGCUUUUCUCAUGGUGUUAUCACUGACAGUGGUGGCAGCAACUGUCAGUCUUCUGGUUUACUUCUUAGUCUCUGGUCAGAAAAUGGAAUAUUAUCAUGGCACCUUUAAAAUUUCACAUCCUCUAGACAAUAACAAUUCUGGACAAAAGAACACAUACCAAUUUAAGGAAUUACAGGAGAUAAGUGAAAUUUUGGUGGAUGAAAUAUUCAUAAAUUCAGCCUUGAGCAAGUACUAUAUCAAGAACCAAAUAGUCAGACUGACUCCAGAGGAAGAUGGAGUAAAAGCAGAUAUUGUUAUGGUGUUCCAGUUUCCCUCUACUGGGCAAAGGACUGUAAGAGAGAAGAAAAUUCACAGCAUAUUAAAUCAGAAGAUAAGGAAAACAAGAGCCUUGCCAAUAAAUGUCUCAUCAGUUCAAGUUAGUGCAAUGAGCUCAUCAACAGGGAAGCUUACUGUGCAAGCAUGUUGUGGUAAACGAGUUGCCCCAUUAGUGGUCAACAGAAUAAUGUCUGGAGAACUUGCUGUCAAGGGUGCCUGGCCUUGGCAAGCUUCCCUUCAGCGCAGCAACAUCCAUCAGUGUGGGGCCACCUUGAUUAGUAAUGUGUGGCUUGUCACUGCAGCACACUGCUUUAAAAAUAAUGCAAAUCCACGUCAAUGGAGUAGUUUUGGAACUACAAUAAAUCCUCCCUUAAUGAAAAGAGACGUCAAAAGAAUUAUAGUCCAUGAGAGAUAUCGCUCCCCAGCAAGAGAGUACGACAUUGCUGUUGUGCAGUUCUCUCCUGCAGUCACCUUCUCAGAUGACAUACGCCGAAUUUGUUUGCCAGAAGCUUCUGCAUCAGUCCAACCAAAUUCAACAGUAUACAUCACAGGAUUUGGAGCUCUUUACUAUGGUGGGGAAUCUCAAAAUAAUCUUCGAGAAGCCAGCGUGAAGAUCAUAAGUAAUGACGUGUGCAAGCAACCACAUGUGUAUGGCAAUGACAUAAAAUUUGGAAUGUUUUGUGCUGGAUAUCUGGAAGGAAUUUAUGAUGCCUGCAGGGGUGAUUCUGGGGGCCCAUUAGUUGUGAAAGAUCUUAAAGAUACUUGGUAUCUCAUUGGAAUUGUGAGCUGGGGAGAUAACUGUGGCCAAAGAAACAAACCUGGAGUCUACACACAAGUGACUUAUUACCGACACUGGAUUGCUACAAAAACAGGCCUCUAA